AUGUCCGACACUGUAUCACUACCGUCACGCAUCAAAGGCGCAAUCUACGGCCUUGCAACAUGUGAUGCACUCGGCGGGCCAGUGGAAUUCAAAGCUCGUGGCUCAUUCGACAAAGUCACCACUAUGCAGCCGAACGACAACUUCAAAAUUCCAGCAGGAUGUUUCACCGAUGACACUUCCAUGGCGCUGUGCCUCGCACACGCCCUGCUCGAUAACGACGGCCGGUCCAACGUCAUUGAUCAAGUGGAAAACUACAUUUCAUGGUGGCAGCGAGGCUAUCAGUCAUCCACAGGCACCUGCUUUGACAUGGGAAUUCUCACACAGAGCGCCCUCGAACUCUGGGUCAGCCAGCUCCGCCGAACAGGGCCAGGUUCGCGGGCACCCAAGGAUGCUCUAGCAUCCAUACAGCAACGAAUCACGGAAUCCUUCUCCGACGACAGCUUCUGUGGCAACGGCAGCCUGAUGCGCGUUCUGCCUGUCGCGCUCGUUGCCCGGAGUGAGGCCGAGGCCGUGGAUCUGGCUGCAACUAGUUCUCUUCCAACGCACCCUCAUUUACGUUGCGUGCAUGCCUGCAGCCUCUACACCGGCCUGGCCUACCAGACGUUGAAUGGUAUAUGCAAGGACGAGCUUGCCACAAGUCUAGCCAAGUCUGUCUCCGACACUCCGCUGGACUCUGCUCUGAAGGAGCGACUGCAGGACUAUCGCGUACGAGGGGAUUGGCAGGCCAGACCUUCUGACGAGAUUAGUAGCUCAGGGUAUGUGGUGGAUAGCAUAGAAGCGGCUCUGUGGUCGUUCUUCAGCACCGAUACGUUUGAGGAGGGAGCCGUCCUCGCCGUGAAUUUGGGCGACGAUGCAGAUACGGUGGGCGCCAUAUACGGCGGCAUAGCAGGUGCAUACUACGGCUUUGACGCCAUCCCGGAGCAGUGGCGCCGAGAUCUGAGGAGGAAAGAUCUCCUGGAUGAAGUUGUGCGUAAGCUCUUCCUCCACCGUGAGAAGGGUACGUGA
This is a messenger RNA of Exophiala aquamarina CBS 119918, 1005 nucleotides long. RefSeq lists its product as uncharacterized. Lineage: Eukaryota; Fungi; Ascomycota; Eurotiomycetes; Chaetothyriales; Herpotrichiellaceae. The transcript has a single exon. The coding region runs from base 1 to 1005 and encodes 334 amino acids. The record is from RefSeq and is a predicted model, not a curated record.